AUGGGAACCUCAGAUAUUCCCGCAAAAUCGCUUGAGAACGAGGCCACCUCCAUACUUAGCAGAGAAGAUGGUGAAGCAGCUGCCGCUGCCAUUGCUGCUGCCGCUGCUGCGGCUGCAGCAGAUGGCUUGGUCUUAACGGGAAGCACAAGGGGACCUGACCCGGGCUCCGAUUCGGACCCAUCUGAGGAUCACUGCUUGCAGUCGCCGUCGGUGGAAAGCCAUACAGUAGAAGAUGGACUGCAACAGCGGCGAGAGCUCCGCAUCGCGAAACUUGAGCAACAAGGCGCAACUGCAUCUUCCGACGCGCAAGGAGAAGCGUCAACAAGCCAGCAAGACCAAGGGUCCGAUGGGUUUCCUUUUCGGCGCAUCAUAAAUGCUGCAUGUACCUCAUCUAGCCUGCAGCGCCUCGCAGAGGUCUUUCGGUUCAUCGAUGCCUCGCCUUGCAUAUGUGCAGACCCUCCUAGCUGCAAGUUUGGUGGCGAGGCGGCGCAGCAACAGCAGCAAAAGCAACGGCAGAUUCUACAGAUGCUUACUCAAGAGGAUGCCGCGCCAAAUAGUGAUCGUGAGCCCUCUGAAGCGGACCCUUUCUCGCUAUUUGCGAACACUACUGACGCCGUAGUGUCGUCAUGCUGCAUUCGACACCCUCUCGGGAAGGACACAAUAAACAAGAAUAACAAAGCCACUGUGCGGCAAAACUCACCUCUGCAAGUUGAGGGAACCGAGCUUGAAUGUGACUGGGAGUCGUUUGCAGUUUCUCUCGAUAAGGAUCUAGACAAUCUGCUCGACUCGCUGGAGGAUAGCGGCAUUUUAGAGAAGAUGCAAAACUCCCUCGCAGCAUGUCUCACAGCUGCAGUGCACGCUUUCCCUAAGGCGCAGGAGGCACGUGCCAUGGAGGCUGCAUCACAAGUUGCAACCUGUGAAAAUCCCACACCACCUAGUGUACUAAACGCAUUGCCCACAGCAUCUGAACACGGAAUAUCCUCAGAGCGUACACAAGCAGAAACAGCGACGCCUUCUCCUGCGUCCAGUACAUCGUGUACUGCUAGUACACCUGCUGCUGCUGGUAGGGGAGCAGAUGAUGCACUCGUGGCCGAGGAGGAGCAGGUUCCUUCCGUCGAAUCCGGUGGUGUAUUUGCCGCCAUUGCAGCUGUGGAGGCUCAUUGCAAUGAAGUAGCGAAAAAGUUUGCCAGCAAACUGUGCACGAUGCGUCGCGUGAAUGCUCAUCGUGGCCAGACCCAGAUUCUACGGCAGCCCAUGCAAAGUCAAACGGUGAAGCCUUAUCAACCACUUCCGGCUUACGCUCGAGGACAACAAAUCCCCUUGUUCCCGUACCGCUACGCGGCACCGUCUCCGCCCUCUUUGUUGCAGCUACGGGACCGCCGCAGUCGUUUGCAAGUGCUGGGGCAAAGGAAGGGGGCAUGGUCGGUAAAGGAGUAUAUACCGCACAUCAACGCUUCGUUUCCAGACGCCGCCUGGUUUUCUCUCGGGUGCUGCGCUGGCCGUACCUGGAGGCAGCAGCUUUUAAGUAGUGGCUUGACAGCAAGGCAGCAGCUGGAGAUGCUUCGACUCCUACAGGGAGAUGACCUGGUGGAGGGAUGCUUCGUUAUUGACACUGUCCAUAGGGACCACUCCCUUACGCGACGCAUUGUAGCUGGCCGUCGGGGACGCCGUGACUUCAUUGAAGCCAUUACUACGCCUUGGGCUGUAGCGAGGGGCUGGGUGGUCCGCUGUGAUAGAGACAGAGAACUCAUGCUGCUGCGCCUUGUCGGCGUCGAGGUGUAUUCCGAGGGCAUGUCAAACACUGUGGAUGGGCCUGGAGAGUUGUCAGCCAACUCUAGCAAGCAAGAAAAUCAGGCUUCAGGUGCAACUGCCGCAUACAAGCAGCCACAGCCUCUUCAUGGCGUAGACUACUUGAAGAGGCGUCUUUUGAGAGCAGAGGUUGACAUUGGGAGCAGCGGUAUCUACGCUGCUUUGCCUCUCGCUGCCAUUCCCCGCUAUGAGUUCAUAGGGGGGCAGUCGAGUGGAUGCUGCGGCCGUUUUGUAUGCGCGGGAACGGCGCUUCGUUUCUACGUGUCGAGGAAGGCAGCGCUUCCAGGAACCUUGGCGGCUUUCUCAGGUCCUCAGCGGAGCAGUAGCGGAAUCAAGGACCGCCUUGCGAAACUUCGGCAGCCUUUGUUGGAUGAGGCAAUGCUAAACAGCGCCCAUGCUCACGUUGAAGCGUCCCUCACACUGCCUGAUUACUUUCAGGACAACCCAAAGCUUAUGGAGCUCUUGCAAGAGCCUUUGGGAUUUGCUGCUGCUCUCCCACAUGAUGCUGCACAUCCGCAGCCCCAGGAAGAAGAUUUUGAGGAGAUUUGUUCUCUGCAGUUGCCACCCAAUGGAGAGUCCAGGGAACAACUACGUUGGUGGGAUGGUGGCUCGGGAUUGCUGCUCAGCCGCUUACCAUUCAUGUUGCGCUCAAGUGGGGCUUUUAUGAAUCCGAUUGCGACGCACCGCAGGCUGCAUGCAUUUUCCGCUCUUCAGAUGUUAGGAAUGGCACCGCCGCCGGAGACACUGGAAUUGGUGGCAACCAUCGGCGGCCCUACAGGCAGCGGUGCCAGGAAAAAAGGUCCAUCGAACAAUAACAACAGAGUGCUGGCCUUUACAGAGGCAAAAGCGUGGGAGGAGGUGAUAAGACGGCUUAGUGAUGGAUGCUUCAUGUCAUUUCUUAGCACCGCCUCCCCAUGCGGAGCGAUCCGAAUCGCUCUUGCAAGGCUCGAGAAAGAUCCUGCAGUGCGUGGAGGAGGGGUGGGAAGACUGCUGGCUCAGCAGCAAGGAGCUGAUUGGGCUAAACGGAGGCUGAAGGCUGGUGUUGCCUACGCGAGGCGCCGGCAGCUGGACCAAGCCAUACAGCUAUACGAUUCUGCAUUGCAGCUUCGUCCUGACUACGCGGACGCUCUCAUAGCUAGAGGAGCUGCUUACGCGAAUAAACUCGAUUAUGAAAAGGCAGCAGCAGAUUUAGACGCAGCACUUACCUUGGAGCCCACCAACAAGAAUGCUGCUAAAUACCGAGCGAUCGUAGCUGAGAGGAUGGAAGGUAAAGAGCCACAAUCAGGAAAGCCUGGCGUGUCGGGUGACCGGGACAGGACACCCUCCCCAGACAGGAAAUGCAAGUCUCCCGAACAUGGACGUUUGCGGGAGAUUAGCGCAACGAGGGCAACAACGAUCAUUCGCAAGGGUGGACCAGGAUCCGUCCCACUCCAUGUGUCGAGAAAUGCACUCACAAGCGCAGCAGCUGCAGCAAAUGCUGUGCUGGAACAAGCGGCGGCAUCGGUGGUGGGAAGGAAAGGCGUUGGUAUUCUUGGAGCGAAUAGCACGGUUGACAGGUUCCGCAGCUCUCACGAGCAGCCGAGGCAGAGCCUGCUCCUACUUGAGCAGCAGAAACGCCGUGCCGCACUGAUGCAGCAGCAAUUGCAACACAGCCAGGAGAUGGAGCGACAAAUAGAGAAAAGGCGCCGGGAGCACCUGCGACAGCAGGAGGCUCAGCUGAAGCCAGCAAUACAUUCUAGUAGUAGGAGCACAAACAGAGUGAAGUCGGAAAAUAGCGAGAAGAAAAGCUCGAAAGGCAAGAAGAGGAAACAUGGCAAUUCUUCUCCAGAAAGCACUCGCGCGUGA
This is a messenger RNA of Eimeria tenella, 3654 nucleotides long. RefSeq names its product TPR Domain containing protein, putative. The transcript is spliced from 9 exons. Bases 1 to 3654 code for a protein of 1217 amino acids. Gene Ontology annotation, molecular function: protein binding. The record is from RefSeq and is a predicted model, not a curated record. NCBI's taxonomy places the organism in Eukaryota, Apicomplexa, Conoidasida, Eucoccidiorida, Eimeriidae. Gene Ontology annotation, cellular component: cell outer membrane. Gene Ontology annotation, biological process: receptor-mediated virion attachment to host cell.